Messenger RNA from Lingula anatina, 2724 nucleotides. Its product is annotated as zinc metalloproteinase dpy-31-like. NCBI's taxonomy places the organism in Eukaryota, Metazoa, Brachiopoda, Lingulata, Lingulida, Lingulidae. The record is from RefSeq and is a predicted model, not a curated record. Gene Ontology annotation, molecular function: zinc ion binding; metalloendopeptidase activity. Gene Ontology annotation, biological process: proteolysis.
UCAAUCAUAAGUGACACCGCAAAUCUGCUGAUUUUCUGUCGGGUCGCGAGCACGGUGCAAAUAGGCCGUAAGCCAUACAUAUUUCUCUGUCUCAAACACACACCUCAAUAAAUCUUUCGAAGGGGUCUUUUGUUGCGUUGGUCAUCGAUUUCCUUCUGUUGACCACUCGGCCGUGAGGGUGAGAUCAUAUCUAUACUUACUGGCCAAAACUGCAGUUCGAGUUUAUCGUCCAGUUCGCUGCCACGCGGUGUCCUACGCUGUCGGAAUAUCUUCCCAGCCUCGACCUGUGCAAGAAGAAGAUGACGGGCCAACACAUUGGACUAGUGGCGUUUCUUUGUAUCUCCGUCUUUUCACAGACUUCCAUGUCACUUCCGGAUUAUCUGUGUGCAAUGAGUGACACAGAAAUGGAUUCGUCAGUAGAUGGCGUUGCAAAGCAAAAUUUGUUCAUGUCCCACAUGAAAGAAACAUUGAAGAAUGCCAGAGGGCGUUUCGGGCGACAGAAAAGACAAAUUAUUAGUGGGUCUACAAGGAAAUGGGAUGCCACGAAGCCAAUUUACUAUGUGCUUCGAGAUGCGGAUCAAAUUCCACCGUCCAAACUUGCUAUGAUACGUUUGGCAUUGGAUCUAUGGGAACAGGGCACUUGUCUUCGGUUCGAAGAAAACCUCAACGCAACUGGAGACUUCCUCGAAAUCUACGGAUAUCAAGAUCUGUGCGGGUCAUUGAUUGGACGGAUCACCGAUGGAUCUCCUCAACCCAUUUUCUUAGAUUGCCCCUUGCCCGGUUACAUGUCUCAAGUCAUCGGGCUUGCUCUAGGAUUCUACCCACUCAAUAACAGAGAGGACAGGGACGAAUAUAUUCAACUCCUACCACACAAUGCUGACCCGCAGCUAGUGGAUGAGCUCCUUUUGGAUAAAGUGGGCGGGGAGGUGGCAGUGACGUAUGGUGUCCCCUAUGACAUUGGGUCUAUAUUGUCAGCGACAUCUUUGUUUCUAUCAACUAACGACAAGCCCACGAUUCUAACUAGAAACCCGCUACUUCAAGGAGCCAUGGGGAGCGCCCUCUUCACUGGUCCGACCUGGUACGACCGGAGGCAGGCCAAUAUAGAGUUCUGCAGCACUGCCUGCGAUCUCUUCCGAGAUUUCAUCAUCUUUCCCAACCCCGAGUUGCCAUGCCAACGCGGUGGCUAUGCCGACCCCACCGACUGCAUGCGCUGUGUCUGUCCUGAUGGCUUUACUGGCACUUUGUGUAACAGCAUAAAGACGGACGGAAUAUGUGGAGGCGAAGUGACGACACCGGGUUUAAUAGAAUCCCCUGGAUACGGUGGGGAAGGGUUUUCCAGGGGAAACGGUUGCACUUGGUUACUGAAGGCACCUGAAGGGAAAGUUGUGAAACUUAGAUUUGAAGGUUCCUUUGGUUUAGGAUGCCUAAACACAAGCAAAACCUGCUACGAAUGGGUUGAAGUUCGCCAUUCAGAAAAUCUCCAAAACACUGGACCUAGACUUUGCUGCUAUAAAACCCCAGAAGUUGUCCUGACAUCAGACACGAACGAAAUGCUGGUGUUGUUGAAUAGAGACCCUCUGGUGCCCGAAGACAGUGUAGGACUCCCUUCGGGAAGAACCGGAUUUAGAGCAGUGUUCGAAUUCGUAGAUAAAGAAGCCGUUGGUUACAGCGACUGGGGAGAGUGGAGCGACUGUGGCGCCCCUUGCGGCUCUUGUGGCACGCGCUCGCGCACUAGGACGUGUACAAGUGGAAUUUGUCCCGGACCGAUUAGUGAGACACAGACUUGUAAUACAUUUAUAUGUUCAGACCAGGACGCAGACUUUCGCUGCGGGUGUGACGCCCUUCCGCUUUUCACCCAGCGGCUGGCCUGCAAGAGCCGCUGCCGAGACCGCUCCCCCGACGACAUGUGCUGCCAGGGCUACACGAGCCAGGGACUCCGCUGUGUGAGUGUGGAGGAAAUGACGGGCUACACCCCCAGCCCACCGAAUACCCCCAGGCCCACGCAGCAACCAGUCGUGUUGCCGCGCCUGACCCAGCCUCCACACGCUUACCGCCCCCCGGCACCGGGAUCCCCGGGGGUGUAUUACCCUGGGAGACAACAGAACCCGUGGGGUGGUACAUUUGGGUGAAUAACGCUGCGCGGUACAGUGUCACUGACUUAGAAGGGGAUGCUGCUAUUGAAUUGCCUGCUGAUUUUUCUGGAAAUAUAUUUUAAAGUGCAGGUCCCUGAUGUUGAUUGUUCUUGGUUCUUAGAGUUACUAUUGGCCGUAAAGGUUAAGAAAAGUGGUAUCAUUAUGAGAAAUGAAAUGUUCAUACUGAUUGACUCUGAAAAUAGUUCGGUAUCUACAAUACCUGAUACGAAUAUAUCUACAAUACAUGGUACGCAUCCUUUGGACCACUCGAAAAAUGAUGAAAUUUUUUUCUUUAAUCAGGUGAAGGCUACUAAUCUUAAGUAUUUAUUUUUUUAGUUACCCAACAGUAAUCGUUUGUACGGUACGCGUGAAUGUGGAACUUAAUAGAGAUUACAAAUAUCUGUAUUGUCAUUAGUUAUCAAAAAGUUUGUAAGGAAAAACAGCAUGUGUUAUAUUCAAUUUGUUUGGCAUUGCAGUAGAAUUAUAAUAAGAAGGCUUAACAUGUGUGAAGAAAGUUAUAUGAUUUCUGGUAUUACAGUUCUACAUGUAUGCUCUAAUAUCCAAAAUGAAUAAAGAAACAGAUUUUUUUAUC